CCCAGAGUGACUGAGUGAGUGCUCUGUAGCCUCUCAGUCAGUCGCUGCUACGCGCCAAGAGAGAAGCAGAGGGAGCCCCACCAAAUUCUCUUGCUUUUCUUCGUCACGCUCGUUUCUUCUUCUCCCUCAAGAGCAAAACUAAGGCCCCAAAAGCCUGAAGCUUCACAGCUUCAAUGGCGGAUCCUAGGGUUUCUACCGGUCCAACCCAUGUCCCGAACCGUCCGCAAGCCGGUAUCAUAUCCAGAAUCCGCCUAGAAAAUUUCAUGUGCCACAGCAAUCUCGAAAUCGAGCUUGGCGACUGGGUCAAUUUUGUCACUGGUCAAAAUGGAAGUGGGAAAAGUGCUAUAUUGACGGCGCUCUGUGUAGCAUUUGGGAGCCGGGCUCGUGGCACGCAAAGAGCAAAUACAAUGAAAGAUUUUAUAAAGACUGGCUGCAGCCAUGCACUUGUUCAAGUUGAGAUAAAAAAUCAAGGAGAAGAUGCUUUCAAGCCAGAAUUGUAUGGAGACUUCAUUAUUGUGGACCGUAGAAUUUCAGAAUCAACAAGUUCCAUCAUAUUGAAAAACAGUCAAGGUAGGAGGGUUGGUACCAGGAAGGAGGAUCUUCGUGAGAUUGUAGAACACUUCAAUAUUGAUGUAGAGAAUCCAUGUGUUAUCAUGAGCCAGGACAAGAGCAGAGAAUUUUUGCAUUCUGGGAAUGCAAAAGAUAAGUUCAAGUUCUUUUUCAAGGCAACUCUCCUUCAACAAGUGGAUGAUCUAUUAAAAGGUAUUGAAAAACAACUACAUGAUGCAAAGGCCCUGGUUAAUCAGUUGGAAGAGUCACUGAGACCGAUAUUGAAGGAACUGGAUGAAUUGCAAGAAAAGAUCAAAAGUAUGGAAUUUGUGGAGGAGAUAUUACAGCAGGUGCAGUUGUUGAGAAAGAAACUAGCUUGGUCAUGGGUAUAUGAUGCUGACAGAAAACUUGAUGCGCAACAUAAAUUGAUCGAAAAGCUAAAAGGAAGGAUACCCAGCUGCCAAGCACGGAUUGACAAGCAGCAUCACAAGAUGGAAGAAUUGGGCGAUAAAUUGUCAAAAAAGAAAAGUCAGAUAUCUAAUAUGAUAGAAAGGACAUCUGAAGUGAGAAGCAUGAAGGAGGAUUUGAAGCAGAACCUUUCUAUGGCUGUGAAGGAGAGACUUGAGCUAGAAAGUGAACAAAAUCGCAGGACUAGGCAAAUCCAGAAGAUGGUUGAACGGGUCAAAUUGCUUGAGCAACAGAUUCAUGAUUUGCAUGAGCAGUAUAUGAAAAAUACACAGGCUGAAGAGAAUGAGAUGGAGGAAAAGCUCAAGAAACUCCAAGUUGAAGUAGAUGAAGUUAAUGCUAACUAUCAGAGAUUGAAGGAAGAGGAGGAUGAAAUGGCACAAAGGAUAGCUAUGCUAGAAAAUGAAAUAGUAAAAAUUACCAAUCAGAUAGAAGAUGUUGAGAGAACCCAUCGAAAUAUUUCUUCGCGUAUCCGUGAGCUCCAAAUGCAUCAAAGAAACAAGGUUACUGCAUUUGGAGGAGGUCGAGUGGCCAGUCUCUUGCAGGCCAUUGAGCGGCAUCAACAUAAAUUUAGCAGCCCACCAAUUGGUCCCAUUGGUGCUCAUGUGAAAUUGGAAGAUGGAGAAAUGUGGUCUAUAGCUAUUGAAAAUGCAGUUGGCAGGGUGCUCAAUGCUUUCAUUGUGACAGAUCACAAAGAUGCCCGUAUUUUGAGAGCAUGUGCAAGGGAAGCAAACUAUAACCACUUACAGAUUAUCAUAUAUGACUUCUCCAGACCAAGAAUUGACAUUCCAAGACAUAUGCUUCCCCAGACUAAUCAUCCCACUGUAUUCUCUGUUAUGGACUCUGACAAUCCUACGGUGCUCAAUGCGUUGGUUGAUGUGGCUAGUGCUGAGAGGCAAGUGCUUGUUAAAGAUUAUGAUAUUGGUAAAAUUGUUGCCUUUGAUCAGAGGAUAUCAAAUCUGAAGGAGGUUUACACAUCUGAUGGGUACAAGAUGUUUUCCCGUGGUUCAGCCCAAACCAUUCUUCCCCCCAAUAAAAACUUGAGAGGUGGUCGUCUUUGUGGUUCAUUUGAUAACGAGAUUAAAAAUCUCGAAAGAGACGCAUUAGAAGCAAAAGAGAAUGUUCAAAAAGGCCGGGGAGUAAAACGUGGUAAGGAGGAAGACUUAAGGAAUCUUCGAGACAUGUUAGGCAGUGUGAAGAGAAGGCGUAUCCAUGUCGAGCGGCAACUUAGGACUAAGGAAUUUGAGCUGGAAGAUAUGAAAAAAAUGCUUGCCUCAGAAGCUAGUGCUGCACCUGCAUCUACUGUGGAUGAGCUUCACCGAGAGAUAUCUAAACUGCAUGAUGAAAUACAAGAAAAGGAAACUUUGCGGGAAGAACUUCAGAAGAAAGUGAAUGAAGCAGGAACUAAAGCUAAAGAGCUCAAAAUGUCGUUUGAAAAUCUGUGUGAGUCGGCGAAGUCCGAAAUUGAUGCAUUAGCAGAAGCAGAGAGCGAACUGAUGAUGAUAGAGAAAGAUCUUCAUGAAGCAGAAGCGGAGAAGAAAUAUUAUGAGGAACAGAUGCACUCUAAAGUCCUUGCCGAACUGGGAAAUGCAGAGGCCGAGUGUCGGGAUCUUGAACGCAGUUGUAAGGAAAGUCAUCGGAAAGCGUCAAUUAUAUGUCCUGAGAGUGAGAUUCAGGCCUUAGGAGGCUGUAAGGAAAGCGAUCCUGAGCAACUCAGUGCUCAACUUAGUAGGUUGAAACAAAGACUUGAGCGCGAAAGCCAAAGAUUUCCAGAAUCUAUCGAUGAUCUAAGAAUGUUGUGCGAGAAAAAAGAGCGUAAGAUAUCAAGAAAACAACAAACUUACAAAGCCUUUCGAGAGAAGUUGGAAGCAUGUGAGAAAGCCUUAGAAUUGAGAUGGAGCAAGUUCCAGAGGAAUGCAACUCUUCUGAAGCGGCAGCUAACGUGGCAAUUUAAUGGCCAUUUGAAAAAGAAAGGGAUAAGUGGUCAAAUCAAAGUUAGCUAUGAAGAGCAGACCCUCUCAGUAGAGGUAAAAAUGCCUCAAGAUGCAUCGAGCAGCUCUGUUCGUGACACUAGAGGGCUUUCAGGUGGCGAGCGUUCCUUUUCAACAUUGUGUUUCGCACUCGCACUUCAUGAGAUGACAGAAGCUCCAUUUCGUGCAAUGGAUGAGUUUGAUGUAUUUAUGGAUGCAGUUAGCAGAAAAAUUAGCCUGGACGCUAUAGUGGAUUUUGCAUUGAGUCACGGUUCACAGUGGAUAUUUAUCACUCCUCAUGACAUAAGUAUGGUGAAACAUGAUGAAAGGAUAAAAAAGCAGCAAAUGGCGGCUCCUCGUGGAUGACCAUCCCCACCUUUUCUGCAAAGUAUAUGCUGUACAUCCAACCCUAAGGUUCUAACAGGCAUCCAGGUUCUGCAGUUUCCAUUAUUGUCUGUCAUCCGUAAGGUUUACAUUCAACUAAUUUCUUUUUUGGUUCAGAUUAACAUUUAAGGUAUAGUAGCUAUGUUGCGAACCUUGUCUGUAAUGAUGUAAAGCUUAUCUAUUUUCAAGGUUUCGCCAUAAGCCGAUUGUUGUACACAGGAAUUGCCAAUGCCUGUAGGUUUUGCAUGCCUCUAGAGGGUGAGCUUAUUUGUUAUGAAUCACAUUGGCAAAUGACUACAGUUGGGUAGUCUUUGAUUCAUGUACAUCCCUCAACGUUCUAAUCA
Molecule: messenger RNA, 3712 nt
Organism: Sesamum indicum (sesame)
Lineage: Eukaryota; Viridiplantae; Streptophyta; Magnoliopsida; Lamiales; Pedaliaceae
Gene: MIM
Product: P-loop containing nucleoside triphosphate hydrolases superfamily protein
Biological process (GO): double-strand break repair via homologous recombination; chromosome organization
Cellular component (GO): chromosome; site of double-strand break; Smc5-Smc6 complex
Molecular function (GO): damaged DNA binding; ATP binding; single-stranded DNA binding
Source: RefSeq, a predicted model, not a curated record